UUCUUAGUUCUUACAAGUCUGUCAGAUACAACAAAUCUUUCUUCACAGUUUCAGUUUCUUAGCUGCAUUACUUUGUGUUUUUAGUGAAGAAAAGAAGGGAGAAUGUCAAGUACUGAAGGAAAGGUCAUAUGCUGCAGAGCUGCUGUGGCAUGGGAAGCAGGGAAGCCAUUAGUGAUUGAAGAAGUAGAGGUAGCACCUCCUCAGGCCAAUGAAGUUUGUGUCAAGAUUCUUUAUACCUCCUUGUGCCAUACUGAUGUUUACUUCUGGGAAGCCAAGGGACAAAACCCUUUAUUUCCUAGGAUCUACGACCAUGAGGCUGGAGGGAUUGUGGAGUGUGUUGGUGAAGGAGUGACUGAACUCAAGCCGGGGGAUCAUGUGCUGCCGGUGUUCACUGGGGAGUGCAAGGAGUGUGAUCACUGCAAAUCAGAAGAGAGCAACAUGUGUAGCCUCCUCCGGAUAAACACAGACAGGGGAGUGAUGCUUAACGAUGGAGAAUCAAGGUUUUCGAUUAAGGGAAAACCUAUAUACCACUUUGUCGGAACUUUUAGUGAGUACACUGUGGUACAUGUUGGCUGCCUUGCCAAGAUCAACCCCGAAGCUCCUCUAGACAAAGUUUGUAUUCUCAGUUGUGGAAUCUCAACUGGUUUGGGAGCUACUCUUAAUGUUGCAAAACCAAAAAAGGGCUCUUCAGUAGCUGUGUUUGGAUUGGGAGCUGUAGGCCUUGCUGCUGCUGAAGGAGCCAGGAUGGCUGGGGCUUCAAGGAUUAUUGGUGUUGAUUUGAAUUCCAGCAGAUUUGAAGAUGCUAAAAAAUUUGGUAUCACCGAAUUUAAGAACCCAAAAGACCACAAAAAACCAUUUCAAGAGGUGAUUGCUGAGCUGACUGAUGGAGGAGUUGACCGAAGCAUCGAAUGCACUGGAAAUGUUGAAGCCAUGAUAUCUGCAUUUGAAUGUAUCCAUGAUGGUUGGGGUGUUGUUGUUCUUGUGGGAGUGCCACACAAAGAAGCUGUCUUCAAGACUCAUCCAGUGAACUUUCUGAAUGAAAGGACUCUCAAGGGUACCUUCUAUGGCAACUACAAGCCGACAGACAUUCCAUCUGUUGUGGAGAAAUACAUGAACAAGGAACUGGAGCUAGACAAAUUCAUCACCCAUCAAGUCCCAUUUUCUCAAAUCAACAAGGCAUUUGACUACAUGCUUAAGGGGGAAGGUCUUCGUUGCAUUAUUACCAUGGAGGAGUGAAAGUUCUUUGCCUUUGAUGUUAUUUAUGACCAUACAAUUCUUAUUAUCCAUUUCAGUCUUUCAAUUUUCUCAACUUUAUGUAGUUUAAUUUACAUGUAAAUGCAACAAUAUAUGUCCAACUGAUUCUGUUGGACAGCUUCUGU
This is a messenger RNA of Argentina anserina (silverweed cinquefoil), 1379 nucleotides long. RefSeq names its product alcohol dehydrogenase-like. Gene Ontology annotation, biological process: formaldehyde catabolic process. Lineage: Eukaryota; Viridiplantae; Streptophyta; Magnoliopsida; Rosales; Rosaceae. Gene Ontology annotation, cellular component: cytosol. Gene Ontology annotation, molecular function: zinc ion binding; S-(hydroxymethyl)glutathione dehydrogenase [NAD(P)+] activity. The record is from RefSeq and is a predicted model, not a curated record.